This is a messenger RNA of Tetrahymena thermophila SB210, 2115 nucleotides long. Its product is annotated as kinase domain protein, putative. Gene Ontology annotation, biological process: nucleocytoplasmic transport; activation of GTPase activity. Gene Ontology annotation, cellular component: cytosol; nucleus; perinuclear region of cytoplasm. Gene Ontology annotation, molecular function: small GTPase binding; GTPase activator activity. The record is from RefSeq and is a predicted model, not a curated record. NCBI's taxonomy places the organism in Eukaryota, Ciliophora, Oligohymenophorea, Hymenostomatida, Tetrahymenidae. The transcript is spliced from 24 exons.
AUGAUAUAAUAGAAAAAAUAUUUUAGCAAUUUAAAAGAAUUUUUAAACUCUUCACUUUAAUCUCACUAGGUUCUCCAUAUUUCUCUGAAUUUAAAUUAAAUUCGAGCAAUAGGUGUAUCAGGUUUUUGUUCUGGUUUGGGAAAAUGCACUAAUCUCUCAAAUUUGACACUUGAUCUACAGUCUAAUUUAAUUGAUGAUGAAGGUGCAUCAUGCUUAAGUUUUGCUUUAGCAUACUGCACUAAUCUCUCAAAUUUAAGCCUUGAUCUUGCGUCUAAUUAAAUUGGUGUAAGAGGAGCAUAUUGCUUAGGUUCUGCUUUAGCAAGCUGUACUAAUCUCUCAAAUUUCACACUAAAUCUUAUGUGUAAUUAAAUUGGCGACGAAGGUGCAUCAGGCUUAGGUUCUGGUUUAGCAAACUGUACUUAUCUCUCAAAUUUGACACUAGAUCUUAGAGUAAAUUAAAUUGGUGACAAAGGUAUGUAAGGCUUAGGGUCUAGUUUAGCAAAUUGCGCUAAUCUCUCAAAUUUGACACUUAAUUUUCAGUCUAAUUACAUUGGUGCAAUUGGUGUGACAGACUUAGGUUCUUCUUUAGCAAGCUGCACUAAUCUGUCAAAUUUGACGCUUUAUCUUGCGUAAAAUUAAAUUGGUGAUGAAGGUACAUCUGGCUUAGGUUAUGCCUUAGCAAACUGCACUAAUCUUUCAAAUUUGAUACUUGAUCUUCGUUUAAAUUAAAUUGGUGGAGUUGGAGCAUCAGAAUUAGGUUCUACUUUAACAAACUACAUUAAUCUCUCAAAUUUCGAGCUUUAUCUUAGAUUAAAUUCUAUUGGUGAUCAAGGUGCAUUCGGCUUAGUCUCUGCUUUAGUAAAUUGCACUAAUCUCUCAAAUUUGACACUUGAUCUUAGGUUGAAUUAAAUUGGUGCAAUUGGUGCAUCAGGCUUAGGUUCUGCUCUUGCAAAUUGCACUAAUCUCUCAAAUUUGACACUUUAUCUUGGAUCUAAUUAAAUUCGUGAUGAAGGUACAUAAGGCUUAGGUUCUGGUUUAGCAAACUGCACUAAUCUCACAAAUUUAAGUCUUGUUCUUGAGUCUAAUUAUAUUAGCGCAAUUGGUGCAUCAGGAUUAGGUUCUCUUUUAUCAAACUGCACUAAUCUCUCAAAUUUGGUACUUAGUCUAGAUUCAGAUGAAAUUGGUGCAAUGGGUGCAUCACGGUUAGGUCUUGCUUUAAAAAAUUGCAUUAAUCUCUCAAGUUUGGCUCUUUAUGUUGGGUAGAAUUAUAUUAGUGCAAUAGAUGCAUCAGGCUUAGGUUUUGGUUUAGUAAAUUGCAUUAAUCUCUCAGAUUUAACACUUAAACUUAGUGACAAAAGAAUUGGUGAUGAAGGUGCAUCAGGUUUAGGCUCUGGUUUAGCAAAUUGCAUUAAUCUCUUAAAUUUGACACUUAGCCUUGAUGAAAAUAGAAUUGGUGAUGAAGGUGCAUCAGGCUUAGGUUCUGGUAUAGCAAAUUGCAUUAAUCUCAUAAAUUUGACACUUGAUCUUGAUUUCAAUAGAAUUGGUGAUGAAGGGGCAUCAGGCUUAGGUUAUGGUAUAGCAAAUUGCAUUAACCUCUCAAAUUUGACACUUUACCUUUUUGUCAAUACAAUUGGUGAUUAAGGUGGAUAAGAUUUAGGUUAUGGUAUAGCAAAUUGCAUUAAUCUAACAAAUUUGACACUUAAUCUUAAUUACAAUCAAAUUGGUAGUAAAAGUGCAUUAGGUUUACGUUCUGGUUCAGCAAAUUGCAUUAAUCUCUCAAAUUUGACACUUAACCUAGAUGGCAAUUAAAUUGAUGAUAAAUGUGCAUCAGAUUUAGGUUCUGCUUUAGCAAAUUACACUAAUCUCUCAAAUUUGACACUUAAACUUAGUUCCAAUUAAAUUGGUGCUAAAGGUGCAUCAGGUUUAGGUUCUGCUUUUGCAAAUUGCAUUAAUCUCUCAUAUUUGACACUUAGCCUUGAUGACAAUUAAAUUGAUGAAGAAGGUGCUUUAGGCUUAGGUUCUGCUUUAGCAAAUUGUAUUAAUCUCUCAUAUUUGAUACUUAAUCUUUGGUAAUAGCAGUUUAUUGGUUUUGGAUUGUUUUAAUUAUUAAAAUGA